Messenger RNA from Adineta steineri, 1626 nucleotides. NCBI's taxonomy places the organism in Eukaryota, Metazoa, Rotifera, Eurotatoria, Adinetida, Adinetidae. The record is from the annotation of a GenBank genome assembly.
AUGAGCUUAGCUAAUAAUUCAUCUAUAAAAAAACCAUCCGCAACUGGUACGACUGAUUCACCAUAUCUUGGCUCAAAAAUUAGUCUGGUUUCAAAAGCCAAAAUACGUUAUGAAGGUAUUCUAUAUACAAUUGAUGCAAAUGAAUCAACUGUUGCACUUUCAAAAGUGCGUUCUUUUGGCACAGAAGAUCGUCCAACAGAUCGACCUGUACCAGCUCGUGAUGAAAUCUUUGAAUAUAUUAUUUUUCGCGGUGCCGAUAUUGAAGAUUUACAAGUUCGUGAACCUCCACAAAGUACACUUACACAAGAUCCAGCUAUUGUUGAAUCAUCUAUGUAUCCAGCUGGUGCUCGUUCCACUAAUAUGGGAACAAAUAAUCUUGGAGGUAACCAAACACGUUCAUCAUCAAAUCAAGGUACAAUGCCAUCACCACCUGUCCAACAAGGUCUUGGUAAAGGAUUAAAAUCCUCAUCAAAUACAGAUCCAUUACGUCAGUUAAAUUUAAAUCAACAACAAACAUCAAGACCAUUUAGUCAACAACCAACAUCAGCAGCACAACAUGACGGACAAGAUUAUUCCUAUAAUAAUCAACGACGAGGUCGUCAACAACAAGAUUAUUACAAUGAUUUCAGUAGUAAUAACAAUAAUAAUAACACUAACAACCGUCGAGGAAAUCAAAAACAGGGUUAUGCAGAAUGGCCUCGUACUAAUAAUAAUAAUAAUUCAGGUUGGGAUAAUAAUGGUUAUCGUCAACAACAACAACAACAACAACAACAACAAACACAACGAUAUCCCCGACAACAACAACAACAACAGCAACAACAAAAUUAUGAAGGAAAUCGUUUCUAUCCACAAAAACGUACAAAUAAUGGUCAACAAGGUUAUAAUAAUUAUUAUAACUAUCGUGAACGACGUAAUUCAACAGGUGGUAUAACAGGUAAUCAACAACGUAAUAAUACUAAUAAUAAUAAUCGUCAACAACGUGAACGUACUGAUUCUAUACGUGGUAAUAGUAAUAAUCGAUCAACAUUAAAAUUUAUCGGUGAUUUUGAUUUUGAAAAAUCCAAUGCUGAAUUUGAUAAAAAUGCUAUUGAAGAUGAAAUUAAAAAAAGUUUAUCAAUUAAACCAACUAAAGAUAAAACUGAUGAGACAUCAACUACUGAAAAUGAUAAAGAAAAAGAAAAAGAAAAUGAUGAACAACAACCACAAGAACAAUCCCAACAACCACCUAAUACAUCAACAGUUCAAUUAGAUCAACAAGAACAUGAUCCAAAUAAUCCAGAUGGUUUCUAUGAUAAACAAAAAAGUUUCUUUGAUCGAAUCUCAUGUGAAACAACAGAAAAAGAAAAAACCAUUUCACGUCGUAAUUGGAAUGAAGAACGUCGAAUUAAUGCUGAAACAUUCGGUUUAAAAUAUCGUCCAAUGCAACAAACUGGUAAUUAUAAUCAACGUAAUGGACAAGGUGGUUAUAAUAAUUAUAAUCGACGAAAUAAUAAUGGUCAACAAUCAUAUUAUGGUAAUGGUGCUCGUUAUCAACGUGGUGGAGGUGGAAAUUAUGGUGAUGGUCAACAACGUUCUCGAAAUACAACCUAUUAUAACAAUACAAACAAACGAAUGCAAGCUUAUUAG